AUUCCCCCUCCUCCCCCGGGAGCGGCGGCAGUGGCGGCGGCCGGGCCGGGGCCCCAGCGCGCGCCGGGAGGGGGCACGGCGGAGGCCGCGGAGGCUGGCGCGGGAGGAGGCCGCGCUCCGCUCCCAGGGCCGCGCCGACCUGCUCGGCAGCCGUCCCGCCCGCGCCCAGGGGCCCCGAACGGUGGGGCCGGGCCGGCGGCUGAGGCCAGUCUCCUUGGUUCCUAGGUGCCAUGAGGAAGCCUCGCCGGAAGUCGCGGCAGAAUGCCGAGGGCCGGCGUUCCCCRUCCCCCUACAGUCUCAAGUGCUCACCCACCCGGGAGACCCUAACAUAUGCCCAGGCCCAGCGUAUUGUUGAGGUGGAUAUUGAUGGACGCCUGCAUCGUAUCAGCAUCUAUGACCCACUUAAGAUCAUCACUGAAGAUGAACUGACUGCUCAGGAUAUCACCGAAUGCAAUAGUAACAAAGAAAAUAGCGAGCAGCCUCAGUUCCCAGGCAAGUCCAAGAAAACUUCAUCCAAGGGCAAAAAGAAGGAAUCCUGCUCUAAGCAUGCAUCUGGAACUUCCUUCCACCUCCCACAGCCCAGCUUCCGUGUGGUGGAUCCAGGCAGCCAGCCUGAAGCACCCCCACUGCCUGCUGCCUAUUACCGCUACAUUGAGAAGCCACCUGAAGACCUGGAUGCAGAGGUAGAGUAUGACAUGGAUGAGGAGGACCUUGCCUGGCUGGACAUGGUGAAUGAAAAGCGGCGAGUAGAUGGGCACAGUUUGGUGUCAGCAGACACCUUUGAGCUGCUGGUGGACCGGCUUGAGAAGGAGUCAUACUUGGAGAGUCGCAGCAGUGGGGCCCAACAGUCACUCAUUGAUGAAGAUGCCUUCUGCUGUGUAUGCCUGGACGAUGAAUGUCAUAAUAGCAAUGUUAUUCUCUUCUGUGACAUCUGUAACCUGGCCGUACACCAGGAGUGCUAUGGUGUACCCUAUAUCCCCGAGGGCCAGUGGUUAUGCCGCUGCUGCCUGCAGUCUCCCUCUCGGCCUGUGGAUUGUGUCCUCUGCCCCAACAAGGGUGGUGCCUUCAAACAGACCAGUGAUGGGCAUUGGGCCCAUGUAGUAUGUGCCAUCUGGAUUCCAGAAGUCUGUUUUGCUAACACUGUCUUCCUGGAGCCUAUCGAGGGCAUUGACAACAUCCCACCUGCCCGAUGGAAACUCACCUGCUAUAUCUGUAAGCAGAAGGGGCUGGGUGCAGCUAUCCAGUGCCAUAAAGUGAACUGCUACACAGCCUUCCAUGUGACAUGUGCACAGCGGGCUGGGCUCUUCAUGAAGAUUGAGCCCAUGCGAGAAACCAGCCUCAAUGGCACCAUCUUCACCGUGCGUAAGACCGCCUACUGUGAGGCCCACUCGCCACCAGGUUCUGCCACUGCCAGGAGGAAGGGUGACUCCCCCAGAAGUCUCAGUGAGGCUGGGGACGAGGAUGGGCUGAAGGAGGGUGGUGGGGAGGAAGAAGAAGAGGAAGAAGUGGAGGAGGAGGAGCAGGAAGGCCAAAGUGGGGUGGGUGGCCCUCUGAAGGGAGUGCCCAAGAAGAACAAGAUGAGUUUGAAGCAAAAGUUCAAGAAGGAGCCAGAGGAAGCAGGCCGAGACACACCCACCAUGGGGACCACCACCACUGUCCCCAUGGUCACUGUCCCACAGAUACCCUCUUACAGGUUGAACAAGAUCUGUAGUGGUCUCUCCUUUCAGAGGAAAAACCAGUUCAUGCAGCGGCUUCACAACUACUGGCUGUUGAAGCGGCAGGCACGGAAUGGUGUCCCCCUUAUCCGGCGCCUGCACUCUCACUUACAAUCCCAAAGAAACGCUGAACAGCGAGAACAUGACGAAAAGACAAGUGCAGUGAAGGAAGAGCUGAAAUAUUGGCAGAAGCUGCGGCAUGACUUGGAGCGGGCGCGGCUGCUAGUUGAGCUGAUUCGGAAGAGAGAAAAGCUCAAGCGGGAGCAGGUCAAGGUCCAGCAAGCUGCCAUGGAGUUGGAGCUGAUGCCAUUCAAUGUGCUGCUGAGGACCACACUGGACUUGCUGCAGGAAAAGGAUCCUGCACACAUCUUUGCCGAGCCUGUCAACCUGAGUGAGGUUCCAGAUUACCUGGAAUUCAUAUCCAAGCCAAUGGAUUUUUCUACUAUGAGGCGGAAGCUGGAGUCCCACCUGUACCGCACCUUGGAGGAGUUUGAGGAGGACUUUAACCUUAUAGUUACCAACUGCAUGAAGUAUAAUGCUAAAGACACAAUUUUCCACCGAGCAGCUGUCCGCCUGCGGGACCUGGGAGGGGCCAUUCUGCGGCAUGCCCGUCGGCAGGCAGAGAACAUCGGCUAUGACCCCGAGAGGGGCACCCAUCUGCCUGAAUCACCCAAAUUGGAAGACUUUUACCGCUUCUCCUGGGAAGACGUGGACAACAUCCUCGUCCCGGAGAACCGGGCCCAUUUGUCUCCAGAGGUGCAGCUGAAGGAGCUGCUGGAGAAAUUGGAUCUGGUGAGUGCCAUGCGAUCCAGUGGAGCCCGCACCCGCCGUGUCCGCCUGCUGCGCCGGGAGAUCAAUGCCCUUCGGCAGAAGCUGGCACAACCACCACCACCACCACAGCUGCCAUCAUUGAACAAGACAAUGUCCAAUGGGGAGCUGUCAGCAGGGCCCCCGGGGGAUACAGCUGUGUUGGAGCAGGCCCUGCAAGAGGAGCCAGAAGACGAUGGGGACAGAGAUGACUCCAAACUGCCUCCCCCACCAACCCUGGAGCCUACUGGGCCUGCACCUUCCUUGUCUGAGCAAGAAUCUCCCCCAGAUCCCCCCACUCUGAAACCCAUCAAUGAUAGUAAACCUCCAAGCCGAUUCCCAAAGCCCAAAAAGGUGGAAGAAGAUGAGCUCUUGGAAAAAUCAUCUCUACAGCUAGGGAGUGAGCCCUUGCAUCACUUGCUCAGUGACAAUGGCAUCAACAGACUGUCUGUCAUGGCUCCUGACACCCCUGCUGGUACCCCUCUAAGUGGUGUGGGUCGCCGCACAUCAGUCCUCUUCAAGAAGGCCAAGAAUGGGACUAAGUUACAGAGGAGCCCAGACCGGGCUCCAGAGAAUGGUGAGGAUCAUGGUCUGGCGGGCUCUCCUGACUCUCCAGCCAGCACUGAAGAGGAGCACCAUUCCCGGAAGCGGCCAAGGAGCAGGAGCUGUAGUGAAAGCGAAGGGGAGAGGUCCCCGCAGCAGGAGGAAGAGACAGGCGUGACCAAUGGCUUUGGAAAACACACUGAAAGCGGGUCUGACUCGGAAUGUAGUUUGGGUCUCAGUGGUGGACUGGCAUUUGAAGCUUGCAGUGGUCUAACGCCCCCCAAACGCAGUCGUGGGAAGCCAGCCCUGUCUCGAGUGCCCUUCCUGGAAGGUGUGAACGGAGACACCGACUACAGUGGUUCAGGCAGAAGCCUCCUGAUGCCCUUUGAAGACCGCGGAGACCUGGAGCCCCUGGAGCUGGUGUGGGCCAAGUGCCGAGGCUACCCCUCCUACCCUGCCUUGAUCAUCGAUCCCAAGAUGCCCCGGGAGGGCCUCCUGCACAAUGGUGUCCCCAUCCCUGUCCCCCCACUGGACGUGCUGAAGCUGGGAGAGCAGAAACAGGCAGAGGCUGGAGAGAAGCUCUUCCUUGUCCUCUUCUUUGACAACAAGCGCACCUGGCAGUGGCUUCCAAGGGACAAAGUUCUUCCCUUGGGUGUAGAAGAUACUGUGGACAAGCUCAAGAUGCUGGAAGGCCGCAAGACCAGCAUCCGCAAGUCAGUGCAGGUGGCCUAUGACCGUGCAAUGAUCCACCUGAGCCGAGUCCGGGGACCCCACUCCUUCGUCACCUCCAGCUACCUGUAAGGAUGAGGCUGGGUUUGCUUCUGGCUGCCUUGCCUGCCUCCGUCCCAUGGGGCACAGAGAAGCCUCUUCUGCCCAGCCAGAUGUAUGGCCGGCAGUUCCCACUCAUGGCAGGCCAGGGAUUGGACUGUGUCCUCACUUAGGGCAAGGCCUCAGUUUUGACCAAUAACAUGGUUUCCCUGGAGGGCCUGCUGUGUGCCAAAAACUCCCACCUGAGGUCCAUCAGGGCUAUUCCACUGAAGAACCACUUAGAAGUAGAAACAGCUGUGGGGCUUGGGCCCAACAAGGAGAUGGACCUGGCCCAGAAGGCAAGAGGUGCUAGGCUCCUUCUCAAGGGGCUGCCUGGCUCCUCCAGCCCCUUCCCAGCUAACUACACCUCAGGGCAGGCGAGGUUCUGACACUGAUCCCAGAGAUGCUGUGGAUGCGCCAGGGUCCCUUGGGGAAUCCCACCGAGCUCCCCUUCUACMCCUCGCCAACCCAUUCUCAACCUAUCUUGUCUUCACCCUCUUUCCCUGUUCCUUUCCUUCCUUUCUCUCUUGUGCCAAACUGACAGAAAUAUCACCAAACUUGUCUUUUUCUUUAAAGUCUCAUUCCCUUCCUGGCCGGCUGCUAUGCUGGGUGGAUGUCUCUGCCAGGCCCCUCAGGGUCCAGGCAGGGGCCAGCCCACCCAUGAGAACCCCACCCACCAGCACACCUCCCCAUUCCACUGACCUCUGCUGCUGCUAAUAGGGCUGAGCCUGGCCAUCUGAGCAUGCCCCAGGAUGAAGUGGCCCUCCUGCCCUCUCCCUGCUUUGCUGUGUCAUGGGCCCAGGCUGGAGUGGGCCCUUAUCAGCAGACCAGGCUGAUUGUGAGAGUAUCCAUCUGUCCCCUGAGAUGCCAUGGGUAGUUGGGAUGGAGCGGUGCCCAUCAGCUGAGUGUGCCCUCUCCCUCCUCCCCUCUCAUGGGCUUUUUUGUUCUGUAACUGCAGCCUUAAAGCUCUCCACCACCGUGGACAGCAUGGCGCUGCCCUCGCACAUCCCCCUGCCUGCACUCUGCCCCAUGGCUCUGCCCCAUGGCUCUGCUGCUCCCUCCUCCCAAACCAGGGAACAUAGCCCUUGAAUUUCAUCCCCUGUCUCCUUCCCUCUUUCUCUUUAAUCUCCUCUCCACCACCUUCUCAAAAAAUGGAAGGGAAAAAACAAAACAAAACUGUGAAUGGGGAAUGCUGACUGACAAACCAACGCAGCUUUCAGAGGCUUCUAUGUUUGUUCUCUGGACAUUUCUUUUUUCCUCCUCUUAAGCACCAAAGUCGCAGGCCAGCUUGCAGGCCACUGACCGCCAUGUUGAUUUUUAACUUGACGUUCUUUUUAAUUGUUUUAAAUUUUUCAUAGGGGAGUUUUGGACAAAACAAAGUCACUGGGGAGAUCACUGCCAUUUGUACACACUCAACUUUUUAAAAAUACAGCCAACCACACACCGACUUCUUAUACAUUUGGGACAUGAGCCAGAGUUUAAAAGGGAACCAACUAAACUCAAUAACAUAAAGGAUGGGAUUUUGGAUUUUGUACAAUAAAAACAAAAAAACAAAAAACAAUUCAGCAUAUGGCUAGGGAAGGACAUGGUGUAUAUAAUUGUAAAAUACUGUUCUAAAUUAUUCAGGCCUAUACUGUCCAUUACUGGAGUCCUCCAUUGUGUGGCCACACAGUGUGGUUUAUUUAAAGGAGCCUACGCGUCCCCUCUCCCCAGGUAGUUGGUCAACUGUGGACUCUGUGACCUUUGUCUAAACCUGUGUUGUAAGAUCUUGGAGCUCUCUCCCCACUCCCCCACUCCAUGUCUGUCUCUCUCUUCCCCUAGCACUUUCUUUUCUUAGUCUAUUUUUCAACCUCUGAGUCUUUCAGUCUCUCUCUGAGUCUCAUUUUUAAAAAUGCUCUUUUAGAACGCGAAACGGCUCAGAUCCUGCUGUGGCAUGGGGCCUAUGUGUCUCUGUCGCGUCUGCUGUGAAGCACAUGAUGCUCUAUUUAUUGUAGAAAGUGACUUUAUUUGCUUUCUAGAAUUGUUUAUAACAGAUGGUAUAAGAGAGGUAAUAAACAGAGAAAAUCUAUGCCUGUAAAGAAUACAAAAGUUAAUUUUACCUACUAUAAUAUGACUGUCGGAAACUUAUUUUCUCUCUGAGAAAUAAAUGUUCUAAUGGGCAG
Messenger RNA from Urocitellus parryii (Arctic ground squirrel), 6034 nucleotides. It is a transcript of the gene Brpf3, whose product is annotated as bromodomain and PHD finger containing 3. The record is from RefSeq and is a predicted model, not a curated record. Gene Ontology annotation, molecular function: protein binding. Gene Ontology annotation, biological process: regulation of transcription by RNA polymerase II. Lineage: Eukaryota; Metazoa; Chordata; Mammalia; Rodentia; Sciuridae.